This is a messenger RNA of Aedes aegypti (yellow fever mosquito), 2398 nucleotides long. RefSeq names its product glucose dehydrogenase [FAD, quinone]. The transcript is spliced from 4 exons. Lineage: Eukaryota; Metazoa; Arthropoda; Insecta; Diptera; Culicidae. The record is from RefSeq and is a predicted model, not a curated record. Bases 1 to 2076 code for a protein of 691 amino acids. Gene Ontology annotation, molecular function: flavin adenine dinucleotide binding; oxidoreductase activity, acting on CH-OH group of donors.
AUGGCAAGACUAACGUGGACGAUUGCUGUAGCGAUCGCGAUCUUGGUGAUAACCGUUGAGUGCUUCAGUCCAAGCAAAAGUGAUAAUUUGACGAUCGGAAAUUAUGUAGAUUUCACACGAUUCUGGGGUAUUUGGUAUGGGGAACCGAGACUGCGGAAGAGUUAUGACUUUGUGAUUGUUGGUGCCGGGCCGGCUGGAUCUGUGCUGGCCAGUCGUUUGACCGAAGAUCCCAAAGUGACGGUUCUGCUUCUGGAAGGCGGCAAAGGGGAGUUGCCCAUUUUCACUGAUAUUCCACUGUCAGCACCUAAUCUUCAGGCGACGGAUUAUAAUUUCGCGUACGAGAGCGAAGUGCAACGGAUUGCGUGCCAAGGACUGCGCGAUCGGAAAUGUAGCUGGCCACAUGGACGAGGUGUGGGAGGGUCUUCUAUAAUUAAUUAUAUGAUUUAUACAAGAGGGAAUCGGAGGGAUUACGACGGAUGGGCUCAGGCAGGAAAUCCUGGCUGGAGUUGGGAUGAAAUCCUUCCAUAUCACAUAAAAGCGGAGCGUGCAAAUAUUAGAGAUUUUGAUAACAAUGGAUUUCAUGGAAAGAACGGUCCACUGUCGGUGGAAGACUGUCCAUUCAGAUCGCGCGUUGCCCAUGCUUUUGUCCGCAGUGCACAGCAGGCAGGAUAUCGCUACUUGGACUACAACGCCGGCGAGCACAUAGGAGUAUCUUACUUGCAGGCCAAUACGGACCGGGGAUGGCGAGUGACAAGCGGAACGGCCUAUCUGCCUCCAACAGUGGCCAAUCGCAAAAAUCUACACAUUCUCACGAAGGCAUGGGUCACCCGGUUGCUCAUUGAUUCAGAAACCAAAGAAGCCAGAGGCGUUCGAUUCACCCGAAACAAAAAAUACUUUACCGUAAAAGCUAUUCGAGAAGUGAUUCUUUCGGCAGGAGCGUUCGAGUCAGCAAAACUAAUGAUGCUGUCAGGAAUCGGGCCACGUGAUCAUCUUGAAAGUCAUGGAAUUCCGGUGCUUCAUGACACACCGGUUGGUGAAAUUCUGUACGAGCAUCCAGGUGUUCUGGGCCCUGUGUAUCUAGUCAGAAAACCGAUCGACAACUACAUUCAGUUGGACGAUAAUAUAAAUCUCAGAAACAUUGUAAGACUGAUAAAUGGGCAAGGUGUAUUCACGACCAACGCUGUUGAGAGUCUUAUGUACCUGAAAACACCCUUCGCGGAAAGUCCCGAUCCUGGUUUGCCCGACGUGGAAAUCAUGCAAGCCUUCACAUCGAUUGACUUCGAUUCUGGUCCAGGAACAUUCCUCGCAUUCCGUCUGACUAACGAAACGUACGAUGGAUACUACCGACCGAUCCGAAAUGUUCGAUCCUUCCAAUAUCUGCCAAUGCUACUGAAACCUCGGACGCGUGGAAAACUGCGCCUCCGGUCAAGGAAUCCGUUCGCUCAUCCUCAAUUCGACUACCAAUACUUUGAGGAUGAUCGUGACCUUGAAGCACUGGUAUACGGUAUGAUGGAAGCAAUUCGCGUAACUUCACAACCUGCAUUCCGAGAACUAGGCGUUGAGCUCUACUCACGCAAAGUACCGGGCUGCGAACAGUACGAAUUCAACACGCGCGAAUACUGGCGCUGCCAUGUACGCACCCUUACUGCUACCUUUCAUCAUCAGGUCGCAACGUGCAAAAUGGGCCCCGCUACCGAUCCUGAAGCCGUCGUUGACCCACGGUUGCGAGUGUAUGGAAUUGGCCGACUUCGAGUUGUGGACAUUGGCAUAGUUCCAGGGCCACCGGCAGCGCACACUGCGGCUGUUAGUUUCGUUAUCGGCGAAAAGGCAGCAGAUUUGAUUAAAGAGGAUCUGGCACGAGGGACGAUUGGUACUCGUGUUGAGAAAAUUCGACCUGUAUUGCCGAGUAGAACAGAAAAGCUUAUUGAAGAUUACGAGUCGGACGGUCUAUAUGGUUAUGAUUUUGGACCGCAAUUGUAUGACAGUUAUUUCAGCUCACCGUAUCGAUUCAGAAGAGAUGUUGGCAGUAGAAAUCAAUCAUCCAUUACGGAUAAACAUUCGAAAAGAUACAGAUAGAAGAAAAAGUGUUUGAGUUUAAGUCGGCGGGCCAAGAAAUUUCAUUUCCAUAGAACAACGCGUUAGAAAGGUUCAGAUUCAGAUGCCAUGUGAGUUGGCAACGUGCCUCAAUUCUUAGACUGAUUUCACGUAAUUGCCAAUCGUCGUUCAUAGAGUUGUAGUUACCUUAAAAGAUUUCAUUAGAGAAUUUCAUUUGUUUUGAUUAUAUUUACAAGCUGAAAUUUAGUUCAUUAUUUGAACUUGUUGAAAAUGUCUAGAAUAUCAAUAUGUUACUAGGGAGCCUUCCUUAGCCGAGUGGUUAGAGUCCGCGGUUACAGAGAAA